UACCUGAUAGCUAAGGACCAAAAUCUGGGUAGCAGUGCCCCACAUGUGAAGCCUCAGCAAUCACGUGACUUGCAACGCAAGAUGAAACCCAUGCCUGACGCAGUAGCAUGGCGGAACUAGAACCUGACAGCAGCGCCGUCUCUGACGUCGGCGAGGGGUGUGACACCGACGGCGAGUUUGAAAUGACCCACGAAGACUCAGAGAGGUCGGACAAGGAGAACCAAACAGUUCGCAAUGAGACGCCCGAACCACAUGCAGUGGUGCCAUCUGCAGAGACCACCGCCACUCAAGUGCUGGCCCAUAACGUGACGCCCGAACCACAUGCAGUGCUGCCAUCUGCAGAUACCACCGCCACUCAAGUGCUGGCCCAUAACGUGACGCCCGAACCACAUGCAGUGCUGCCAUCUGCAGAUACCACCGCCACUCAAGUGCUGGCCCAUAACAUGACCCCUGAACCUCAUGCAGUGCUGCCAUCUGCAGAUACCACCGCCACUCAAGUGCUGGCCCAUAACAUGACCCCUGAACCUCAUGCAGUGCUGCCAUCUGCAGAUACCACCGCCACUCAAGUGCUGGCCCAUAACGUGCUGCAGUUGGGCAGCAUACCACUGCCAGCCGCCGUUGGCGCCACGCCCCUCGUUUCGACGUCAAACACCGCGCCCACUUUCGUCGAAGCUCCGCCGUCCAGUGACGACAACGAGGACGGCCCGGGGCUCAGAGUCGUAAUCGACUCCAGGUUCCUCAAUGGGUCGUCGAGCAAUCUGCUUGCGAAAUCCGCGCCCUCGACUCCACAAGGAGAGCGUCUGCAGGCGGGGACGCCGUUCCUCACGGCGACGCAGACCACCGCAGCAGUCGGCUCCAUUUCCAGGAGCCCGAGCCACGUGUUCAACAAGCAUGACAAGCAAGCGCUGAAGCAGCUGAGUGUCAGCGUCCCGGUGAUGACACAGGCCCGUCCCCAGCCUGCUACUGACCCUCUGGUCACACCCGCAGGGCCCCCGUCGCCCGAACAGCAACCUGGUUCCAGUAAGUCCCGUCAGAAGAAGUUCCACCGCCAUUUCAAGCAGGUCGCAGCGGAGGAGCACGUCCUCAACUAUUACUCAUGUGCUCUUGUGGGAGAUAUUUUGCUCCAGGGACACCUGUACAUUACCAAGAACUACUUUGCAUUCUAUUCAAAUGUAUUUGGGUAUGUUACCAAGUUACUUAUCCCAACAGUUUCUGUAAUUAAGAUAAGUAAGGAGAAGACAGCACGCAUUAUUCCAAAUGCUAUUGGUGUGGCGACAGAGGAUGACAAGCACGUGUUCUGCUCACUACUGUCACGUGACUCCACAUACACCCUCAUGGUGCAAGUGUGGAAGACAGCAACAAUUCCAGGACCACAGAAUAUGCUGUCAAGCAGCAAGGAGCUGAAAGAUGAAGUGGAUUCUGCCAGUGGAGACAUACACCCUAACGAAGAUGACUCGUCUUCUGGUUCCGGAAGUGAGCAUUCCUGUCCACCCACACCUGUAGACAGUCCCACAGAUGUCAGCCAUUCCGAAAGUUGUACGUCGAGGUUACCAAAUGGUAACGUUAAAGUGUCGGAGAAACCGAAGCGGUUUACAAGGGAUAACGCCUUCACAUCUUUAUUUCCACAACCAACACUAAUCCUAAUCAUAGCUACUGGUUUGCUGGUUCUGCUGUUCCUGUCUGCAGCAUUCCUGCUGUACCGCAUUGGACGAAUACACCACCGGUUUCCUGAAAAUCCUGUCAUCACAGGCAGAUUUCUAUAUCUUCCUAGUGAUGAAGUGUACCAGGAGAUCUUGAAAUGGCAGACUCAUCUUCACACGAAAUCUGCAAAUGAAGUCCAAGAGUUUCUGAAUGCCAAUUUGGACCAGUUAGCAAAGGUAAGGCAGUCCUUGGAGGCUUUGUCCCUUCUCAUCGUGACAGAUGACAGCAGUAAUAAGUCGCCUGUAAUACCAGAACAGUCAUCUCAGCAAUCUAAUCCACAUCAUCACCAGCAAGCAACAGCACCUCUACCUCGAGAGAAGCACAGUUAGCAGUACGAAAACAUCUCGAAACACUCAAGCAAAACUCAGCAGCAGUAAUAACAACCCCUGUCCUGUAAGUCCUGGGAGAAAAGUCAGUCAGUCAUGUGUUUAAAAUUUAUCAAUAUUAUUGUUGUUGCUCAUCUCCCCUGAAGUGAGACUUUAGCAACCAGUUGGACCAUGCUCUGUUCUGGUGCUACAUACAGUCCUCAGCAGGAUUAAUAUUACACAGACAGAUUCUGACUCUGUGUCAAACCAUGGCUGAUUGUAGGUACAAUGCUGGUUCCUCUCUCAAGAUAGUAGCUAGGAAGCAGUGGAGUUGUUAGAAGUACUACAACUUUAGCAAUUGGCCUUUUGCUUAUUGACAUGAGGUUAAGAUGUCACCUUGCCUGUAGUGUAGAGCAAGUGGCACACCGUCUCCUUUGCCGCAACAAUGAAUCCAACUGACAGACUGGAAGAACAAGAAAAAAGACAUUUCAGAACAGAAACAGCAACACAUUGCGGCCAAGUGCAUUAAUAUGUCUCAGUGGAAUCCAUCCAAUAGCCAGCAGUGUUCACCAUGGCAUGAAGAUGUACAUCUGUCGGUCUUAAUGAGGAUCAGCCCUUGGUUAUUUGAGUUCGUUUUGAUGCCCAUGUAUUCAUGCCAGGAUUCAGACCUGUGCUGUACAGGAUCCAGUGAGAAGAUAAUGAAAUGCAGGUCUGAAUAAGUACAAAAACACUGAAAUGUUUAUCUAUCUUUGAUGUACUUGUAACUGAAGUAUGGAAAGUUAUACAGAUGAUUGUGUGCACCUGCAUUUGUUUAGGACUUAGAUGGAACUGAUUGCUUUAGAAACUGCAGGAACUAGGAAAAUCAGAAUGAAUUCUUAAAUAAAAAAUAAAAUUAUGAUUGUCCCAUCUAAACUCUAAUAUCCUUGUGUGCUCAGAUAUAGACCAGAUAAAAUUACCAUUAAAUGAUGUCACAUUACAUAAUCAAAAUUGAUCAUCACAGUAUUGUUAAGAAGUUUCUUCAUGUAGAAUGUACAGGGUACUUCAAAAUAGAUUCACCAGUUUUAAUUGCAUGUAAUUAUGCAACUACAGUGCAAACAUCACUGUAUUUGGUGUCUCCAAAUUAAGCAGACUUUGAAGAUUGACAGUCAUGUAAACACACUGUUAGUGUCUGCACCAUUGGCUUCCAUGAGCAUCUGUAGCUGAAUUUCAUGGUGAGUUGUCUGGUAAAAUCUCUUCAUUAAAACACAUUCUGAUCUGAUGAGUAUGCCAUCUUGAUUACUGCAGCUUCAUGGCAUUAUUACCAGGUGCAGUGCAUUCUCCCAGGACUGCUGAACUCAGAUACACCAAUUGCAAUGAAGUUUGUUAUGUAAUUAGGUAAUUACAUGCAAUUAAAACCAGAGCAUCAUUUUAGAGAGGUCGUGUAUUUUCUACUCUGCACCUAAUACAGAUAUAAAAAAGUGAACAUACAAAAUAAUGUCUGUUAAUAAUGAAACUGAAUAACAAAACGAUUGUGUGUAAUAUCAUUAUACUCAUAUAAAAGAGUAGCAGUAAUGAAUUAAAAGUAAAUUUUAUCGUUCUCACAUACAUUUAAUAGUAAUUUCCAUUCACUGUUGAGAGCAUUACAUUUUGUGACUUACACCCUUUGAAUGAGAACAAAGAAUAAUUUUGCACCCUUCAAUUGAAAACAAAGAAUACACAAUCUUCCACCACUGAAAUUUGUCUCUGUGUUCAAGUCUUAUCAAGUUGAAUUGGAUAUCUUGGCUUUUGUCUUUAAAUGGAUGAUACAUUACAACAGCUUGUAUUUGUGCAUUAAGUGUUGUGAUGGACUGAGUCAAGACACAGUAUCUAACAUUACGAAUUUACUUUUAAGACUUAGUAUAUUUAUUUCUGUAUUGUUGGAUUACAAGUCAGUUUAAUUAUUAGUCUGAUGCGAACUGUUUUGCCUGGAAUGAUUAGUCUCUCAGAAUUUGAAAGUGUAAUAUGUUUCUCUGUAUCCAGACACAUGCCAUGAACCUCUUUGGUGCUCUGUUUUCUGAAACAAAUUCAUGCUGCAAGGGCAACUACUUGUAGCUCAUGAAUUAUGUACAUCAGCAGUGGUUAUUGACUUCUGUAAGAGACUUUGUGCUGUUGCCAAAUGGAAUCUUUGUGCACAAGUAUUUAUUAUUGUUUUGUACACAUGGAUUCAGAAUUCUCGGCUCAAUAAUGUGUUAUAUCUUAGAUUGAAUGUGUGAGUGAAGAACACUAGCAUUUGCCAAAAGAGUAUAGACAGGUGCUGACUUUAGUACAAAUACAAUAUGGGGGCAGACAGCAUGGAAUAUGCAAACCUACACAAGCUAAAAUGGUUUAAAUGUAUAUUGACAUAUUUUCAUCCUAUGAGGUUAGUUUUAUAAGUAAUCAGGUUAAUUGCAGAGUCUGUGUUUUGAUGUGAACUGGAUAUCUCAUAUGUGUAAUUUUAACAAUCUUCAGCAUGAUACUGACUUGUUCUACCAGUCAGAUCUGUGCCUUGCACCUUGUAGCAUUUGUGUUUGUUAACACCAAUAACUCAAUUUCUGUUUUUGCACUGGAGUCUUAAUACUAUUACAUAUGUUCCAGAGUGACAUCUAAUACAAAAACAUCAUCUCUCUCCAGAUUCUGUUACUUUUGUGUAGUGUUAUGUCUGCUGGAAGAGACUAAGAAAUCGGUAAGCACCAAAAAAGAAAAACUCCGUGGCCUGUAGUCUGCAAGCGAACUAUACUGACUGAGCAAC
Molecule: messenger RNA, 4752 nt
Organism: Cryptotermes secundus
Lineage: Eukaryota; Metazoa; Arthropoda; Insecta; Blattodea; Kalotermitidae
Product: GRAM domain-containing protein 2B
Exons: 12
Coding region: 108-2030 (640 amino acids)
Biological process (GO): intracellular sterol transport
Cellular component (GO): plasma membrane; endoplasmic reticulum membrane; endoplasmic reticulum-plasma membrane contact site
Molecular function (GO): sterol transfer activity; sterol binding
Source: RefSeq, a predicted model, not a curated record